Molecule: messenger RNA, 1806 nt
Organism: Culex quinquefasciatus (southern house mosquito)
Lineage: Eukaryota; Metazoa; Arthropoda; Insecta; Diptera; Culicidae
Product: sterol O-acyltransferase 1
Exons: 3
Coding region: 65-1507 (480 amino acids)
Biological process (GO): cholesterol metabolic process
Cellular component (GO): endoplasmic reticulum membrane
Source: RefSeq, a predicted model, not a curated record
CCGGAGGUAACCGUCUACCGGUUCGGACAGUUUUGUAAAAAGUCUGUUAGAAGUUUAGAUUGAAAUGGAUUGUAUUAAUAAGGAUGGCGUUGAUUCCGAUUUUCGAAGACGAGUUCAAAAUACUCCAGAACGAAUCUCACCCGAGUUCUACGAUGCAGCUCACAAGUCAGAACAUACUUGCGUUAAAAGGAUACGCCUGAAAGAGUUUGCAUGUCGGGAGUCCCUGCUCACCGAACUGCUCGAAGUUCCUCACAUAAGAUCAAUCCGGCGACUCUUUGUGGGAAUAUUCUGCAUGGCGAUCCUGCUCACCGUGCUCUACAAUUUGGCCGAGUUUGGCACGCUGAACCUGGGUUUGGGAGUUUUCCAAGCAGGAUUCGCCAAGCCCCACCUCUCGCUGGCCGUGUGGGUCACCAUGCAGACGGCAACGUUUUGCGUUUAUCCCUGCUUUAUCGGAUGGGCUUGCUAUCGGAAGCGGCUCAAGCACGGUGUUUUGCGAGCGGUUUGUGAUUACGCGUACUAUCUGGGGGUUUUCACGUUCCAGUGUAGCUUCUUGGUUCUGGUGACCUGUUCCGUUGUUUGGCUGGAGCUGCCACCGGCGGCUACGGUAGCGGUGUUGAUGGAGAUGCUACGAUUCGUCAUGAAGAUCCAUGCGUUCUUUUGGAGUAACGUUUCACGAGUUGUGGACAACUCGACUGGCGUUGCUUCUUUCAGACAGUUUGCGUACUUUUUGUUUGCACCGACGCUGGUGUAUCGUGAUGAGUACCCACGAACCAGUGGAAUCCGAUGGCCAGUGGUUUUCCGCCAUCUGAAAGAGUUUGUUUGCUGUGUUUGGUUCUUCAGUUUGGUCUACGAAUGGUUGGUGUUCCGACAGAUUGGUAGUUUAGGUGCGGUGAAGCUAUCCGGAGGUCAGUUCAUAUUGGCGUUCUUCAGUGCAAGUGCGGCAGGACUCACGUCGGUGCUGCUGUUCUUCUACUGCGUCCAACACUGCUGGAGCAAUGCCGUGGCGGAGGUUAUGUGCUUCGGGGAUCGACAGUUCUACGAUGACUGGUGGAAUGCGCACACCUUUGCGCAGUAUAUGCGCCGUUGGAACGGGAUAGUUCACGAUUGGUUGCAUACGUACGUGUACCGGGAGUCGAUCGAGUUGGUGUUCCGGGAACGUCGCUGGCUGGGAACCGUGCUGGUGUUUACGAUUUCGGCGUUUUUUCACGAGGUCGUUAUAACGGCCGCGUUUCGGAACUUGUAUCCUGUAAUGGCGAUCCAGUUUGAGGUUGGCGGAUUGACGUUCAUGUUUGUGAAGGUUCACAUGAGCCAAGGUUUGGGCAAUACGAUGCUGUGGAUCAUGCACUGCCUCGGUAACGGGGUCCACGUGUUACUGUACGCGAUGGAAUACUACGCGAGGAGGAACUGCCCAGCUGAUAUGGGUUCACUGCUGCAUUACGCAGUUCCCGUCUCCUGGUCCUGCAACGGAAUAGCGUUGAGUGGGAACUGGAGCACGUCGUGGAAUUAGCUAGCAUCCCUACUUUAGUAGGCUAAGCGUGCCAAGGUUGAGUUCAAAGUACAGGCUACGAUCCGUAGUAACAGCGCUGUUUAUUACCGAUAUUUACUGUAAAUAACGAACCUGCGGAUCGUGAAGUGAUAGCCUAUGAACUACUUACCUAUAGUCGUUAUCAGCCAGCCACGCUUUAUUGUACUAACGCUGAUAACGUGCCGGUAAACUAGUAAGUGCAAAAGGAUUAAGGAGUUAUUUUAAGCAUCCAGAUCUCAAUAAAAACGAGGAAUGUUCUAAGAGAUAAAUCUACAACCCUU